Molecule: messenger RNA, 1487 nt
Organism: Drosophila willistoni
Lineage: Eukaryota; Metazoa; Arthropoda; Insecta; Diptera; Drosophilidae
Exons: 1
Coding region: 552-1295 (247 amino acids)
Source: RefSeq, a predicted model, not a curated record
UAAAAUUGUUCCAUUUUGAUCAGAUAUGGAGUCCUGUUCAGCCCUGGAACUUGCCAUAGCCAGUGCCGGAUUAGGAGAUGUGGGGGCCCGCUGAGGCAUAGAUACCUGUGGGGGAGGAUGACCCGGGACCAAGUUACUUCUGGGAAUUAAAAUAUUUCUCUUCUAUGAAUUGCCAACAAUUCAUUGCUCCCUGAAGUAGUUUUCUUUUGCCCUGUGGGUUUGUCUAAAUCCUGCCCUGGCAAGACCCAUAUUUAAAUUUAAUACACGCACACACACACACACACAAGUGUAUGCAAAUAUGCAUACACAAUAAAUGCGUAAAGAUCGCUGUCUUGGCAUCUUGCCUAGAGGGGGACCUAAACGUUGAUAGGAUUGUACUUUGAUCUGCCUUCCUUCCUCUUGCUAUCUGCGCGUUCACUGAUAAGGGAGAGGUGUCUUGGUGGUCUGGCUCUUCGUAUUCGUUCGUGUGGACCCUCGGUUAACUUCGGUCUAGUUGGGUGUGCCUGUCCCAUUGCGCCUUCAUCUUUGUCAGUUGCCAUCUGAUUUUUGCCAUGACCAGUCCCAAUUACAAUACAUUUAAGCAGCUUCAAGUGGAACGUCGUGAACGUCUAUUGAUAAUUAAGUUCAAUGAUGGUGAAUGGCAACGUCGGACUAUCUAUGAGCUGCUCCGGAUUCUGGAUGUGGCCAAUGGUGAUGCCGAUGUGGCCAUAAUUGUGCUAACCGGUAACUUCGAGGCGGGACAAAGUCAAUCUGAAGAAACUACCACCCACCCCGCCCCGGCUAAAGACAAAGAUGAAGUGGAGGCACGAGAGGUUCAGUCGCGUGCCUCGAGUUUUGUGAUGCGUUCCCUGGCAAAGAAAUUGUUGCUAAAUCGCAAACUCUUGGUAUCUUGUGUUCAAGGCAAAUGCGUGGGACUGGGCGUCACAAUUUGUACUUUAAGUGACAUUGUUUAUGCCUCGCGAUCUUCGCAAUUUGACCUAUCACUUAAUAAGAUAGAUGGCAGUGGACUCGUCGGCUUAUGGACUCUGUCACAUUUGAAAUUGGCAUUGGAAUCGGGAGAACUCCUCGAUGCACAUGCGGCUCAAAAUCGGGGAUUUGUGACAGGUCUCUUGGACGAUUCUCAAGCCGGACUUGCCAAGUUUUGGCAAAGAUUGGGUGAGCAUUCAUUGCUGCCGAUCGACUCUUUAAUGGCAACUAAACGACUGUUAAUGCAUCCCUGGCAUGAGAAGCUCUUGGAGGCCCUGCGUGAGGAGGGCACACCUCAGGCAUCCGCCCAACGUCGCGGUAAACUUUAGAUACCAUAUAAAAACUGAAUAAACGGGGGUUAAAAGCACCACAUAGAGCACCACAUUAAAAUAUUUAGAUACGUCUCAUAUCUGGACUUGUAUCUUAUCUAAACUAUGAUUUGGCAAUGCAAUUUCCUUACAUCAAGACAAUUAAAUGUUUGCCAUAUUUUAUCUAUAUAAUAAACAAUAUAUAUACAUAUA